Syzygium oleosum is the source of this 1151-nucleotide messenger RNA. Its product is annotated as elongation factor 1-delta. Gene Ontology annotation, biological process: translational elongation. Bases 187 to 882 code for a protein of 231 amino acids. The transcript has 8 exons. Gene Ontology annotation, cellular component: cytosol; eukaryotic translation elongation factor 1 complex. Lineage: Eukaryota; Viridiplantae; Streptophyta; Magnoliopsida; Myrtales; Myrtaceae. Gene Ontology annotation, molecular function: translation elongation factor activity; guanyl-nucleotide exchange factor activity. The record is from RefSeq and is a predicted model, not a curated record.
AACCAAGAUUACCAUAACAAUUUCGGUGAGGAUAGGGAAAAUUACCAUACUGCCCUUACCUCGUUCCUCUAGAUAUAAAACCCUAAUACAGAACUUCACUUCUUCCUCACCCCGCGCACCAAGUCCCAGCAGCCUCCUCUGUUUUUCCCAGAUUGUAUAAAGAAUCACUACUUCCCUGGAAAAGCAAUGGCGGUUGCGUUCUAUGACCUUGGCUCGGCAUCGGGGCUGAAGAAGCUCGAUGAAUACCUCCUCACGCGUAGCUACAUAACUGGGUACCAAGCUUCAAAGGACGACAUCACCGUGCAUGCAGCGCUUCCAAAGCCCCCGUCGUCUGAAUUUGUCAAUGUAUCUAGGUGGUAUAACCACAUUGAGGCUCUGUUGAGGAUUUCUGGUGUUGAUGCGGAAGGGUGUGGUGUUAUUGUUGAGGGUUUUGCUCCAAUCACUGAGGAGGCACUGGCAACUCCCCCUGUUGCCGACACAAAGGCUGCAGCUGCAGAGGAUGAUGAUGAUGAUGUAGAUUUGUUUGGUGAAGAGACUGAAGAGGAGAAGAAGGCUGCUGAGGAACGUGCAGCUGCCGUCAAGGCAUCUGGAAAGAAGAAAGAAUCUGGCAAGUCGUCUGUGCUGUUGGAUGUGAAGCCAUGGGAUGAUGAGACUGACAUGAAAUUGCUUGAGGAAGCAGUAAGAAGCGUCCAAAUGGAAGGGUUGCUUUGGGGAGCAUCCAAGCUCGUACCUGUGGGCUAUGGAAUAAAGAAAUUGCAAAUUAUGAUGACCAUUGUGGAUGAUUUGGUUUCGGUCGAUACUCUCAUUGAGGACCAUCUUACGGUUGAACCGGUGAACGAAUAUGUCCAGAGCUGCGACAUUGUUGCUUUCAACAAAAUAUAACUCACGUGAUGUAUCGAGGUUGUGCCGGAGUGGCUUCUCAUUGACUUUGAAGCUUGAUAUUUGGUGUCCUAUCUCCCUGAGUUAUGUGCGGAACUAGAUGCAAGAGACGUAUCUCUAUCUUCAUGGAUUUGAAAUCCGUAUUUUUAUUUGGUUAAUGUCGGAAUGUUACAAUUUUCGUCUCGAUCUUUUAUUCUUUCGACGUUGCGUGCGAUGAGGAUCAAUACAGUAUUUGCUGUGGAAAUAAAAUUUUGAUCGAAUCUCUGAGGCUA